AAAUUUAGCCCCUUUUCCGAAAUCCCUCGCGACAAAGUAUACAUUUAUAAUUCAAAAGCCCCAAGCUGACGUAUUAGGGUUCUCCUUUUUUUACAUCGGAAUUCUUCCUUUCAUUCAAGGUCAGGAAAAGGAUUCCAAUCAUCUGAAACUACAAAUUUUCAGUCGGUUUGUGAUUCAUUGCUUCCCCCAAUCGACUUGGCUAUCCAUAAUGUCUGAGAUAAAGUCAUCUGGGAGACCAUUUGACCAAUUAUUGGAGAAAGUAUUGUGCAUGAACAUACUUUCUUCCGAUUAUUUUCGAGACCUGUUGAAACUGAAAACUUUUCAUGAAGUUAUUGAUGAGAUUUACGUUACUGUUACACACGUGGAGCCAUGGAUGACUGGCAACUGCCGAGGGCCUUCUACUGCAUUCUGCCUUCUCUAUAAAUUCUUCCUCAUGAAGCUAACUGUCAAACAAAUGCACGGAUUAUUGACUCACCCAGAUUCUCCUUAUAUUAGAGCAAUAGGAUUUCUCUAUUUAAGGUAUGUAGCAGAUCCAAAGACUUUAUGGGGUUGGUGUGAACCAUACGUUAAAGAUGAUGAGGAAUUCUCUCCUGGUUGUAAUGGCCGUAUGACGACAAUGGGUGCGUAUGUGAGGGAUUUGCUUCUUGGACAGUACUACUUUGAUACACUUCUUCCUCGUAUUCCUGUCCUGGUGUUACGCACUAUUGUUGCCAAUUUUGAAAAUAUGAAGUUGCCGUCUAAACACUGUGGAGUUACUGGUGAGACCACUCGUGGAAGUGAAGAGACUGCAAGAAGACCACCUUCUGUCAAGGCUGCUCUUUCUGUCUCUUUCGGUCAACGUGCCCCUCAUCGGACAUUAACUAGAGAUUCAUCUCCAGUUCGGCGUACUGUUAAUCAUUCUUAUGAUCGCGGUAAUGAAUCAAGACGAUCUCCCCAUCAUUCUGGGAGCCAAAAUGGUGAUUUAUCUGAUCGGGAUUAUCCUGGAAGAGAGAGAGACAGGGGCAAGGAUGGCAACAGUGAUCAAGAAAGAACCAGGGAUCGCUAUAGAGACAGGGAUGAUGAAAGGAGAAGAGAGCUGGACAAAGGUAAAGAUAGAAGGUACGAUGAUUAUGACAGAAGGUCCCGAGACUCCUAUAGAAGGAGUUAUGAUAGGAGGGGCCGUGAAGACUACAGGAGAGAAGGUAGUUCUCGCCAUAGCCAAAGCAGGAGCAGGAGCAGGAGCAGGAGCCGGAGUCGAAGUCAGAGCACCCAUGAUUAUGGUAAGCAUAGUGUAAGUAGUCACAAUCCAUUUAGCCAUGAAAGUAAGGAGAAGAGAUCGGCAUCGAGUAAUCUGGCCGAGCUUAAAGAUCUGUACGGUGUAUCGAGCAAUCAAAAGGAUGGCGUGGCUGAGACCUCAGAGGGUCGCCCUUACAGGCCCAGUGGUACUGAGGAGGUGAUCAGACUAGGUGGUUCUUCAUGGAGGUAAAUCACUUUCGAUUUGAUAUUCAUGGUUAUGUUAUUCACUGUAUAAGCCGACGAGUGGCUGACUGAAUCAUCACCGGAAGUAUGGCGGACACAUGGUUGUAAUUUAUGGCGUCGGUGUUCAACGGAUGUCGAUAUCGAUGCAUAAUCAAGCAGUGUGUAAUGUAUUUGUAGCAUAAUUAGCGAAUGAAAAGGGGAUAUGAACUACUCUGGUUCUUGGUUAUUGGUUAGUCUUUGGAUAUAAUAGUCAUUUUCCCCAGCUAUGUCACCACAAACAUACUGACAUUCUUCACUUCAAACUAAUAAUGUUAAAGACUACAAACUAUUUAUAUCA
Messenger RNA from Salvia splendens (bonfire salvia), 1795 nucleotides. Its product is annotated as pre-mRNA splicing factor SR-like 1. The record is from RefSeq and is a predicted model, not a curated record. The transcript has 5 exons. The coding region runs from base 209 to 1465 and encodes 418 amino acids. Lineage: Eukaryota; Viridiplantae; Streptophyta; Magnoliopsida; Lamiales; Lamiaceae.